CCCCCUGCACCACCGUGAGUUCACAACCAAGCAAUUCGCAUCAUCAGCCAAAUCUAUGCCAAGCCUACGCACCAGGAGGCGAAGAGACUGACAGAACCUGGCCUGCGCCCUCCCUGCCGCGGCCUGGGAAGCGAGUGCGGCCGCGACGUGGAGCAUCGCGCCCGCGGCGAGCGAGCAGCACUGGAGUGAUCCCUCCAAGGCCAGCGCCGGCGCGUGCUCGCCGUCGAGGCGCCCGUCCCGGAGGUACCUCACAACCGCCUCCGCCAUCACUGCUCCUCGCCGCCGCCGCCGCCGCCGCCGCGCUUAAACCCUAGCUUGCACAAGAGCCCGAGACGGCCGAACUCCCGGAAACCAGGGAGGAGUAGCACGGGGCCCAGCUGUCAGAGAGACACAGGAAACCCCUGGACCCUUACCCGUGUCGGAUUAGUCAAAGAGGAACGGGAACUCGUUUGACCCCGCCUCGAAAGCGCUACUCUUAAGACCUCCAGCUCCUCCGCUGCUCGUUCUCCUCGCUUGCGGUGGCGGCGGCCUUCGGGGGAAGAAGAGGAUAGGAAAAGGGAGAUGAACUGAUGAAGGCGUGCGCGAAGGCGGCGGGGGAGAGGCUCCCCCUGGUUCGUCCUCCCACCGGGCGGGCGCUGGCUCGGAGCUUUGUUAAGGUAAGCAGAUUACCCUCUCAAUGGAUAAAGUCUCAAGUAUCUUGCUCCAUUGGGGUGUCGGGAAAUGCAGCGCAUAGAAUAGAGGCCACAGCAGAAAAUAUUUUCCCAGCAACCAAAGAUCAUGUCACAAAAGCAACUGAUGCAAUUAACAGAGGAGAAGUGAUUGCAGUGCCCACUGAUACAAUAUACGGGUUUGCUUGCGAUGCCUGCUCUGCAGGAGCAGUUAAUCGCAUCUAUGAGAUCAAAGGGCGCAUACAAACACGCCCUCUGGCAAUCUGUGUUGCUGAUGUCUCAGACAUAUCACGAUUUGCUUUAGUAGAUCACUUGCCGCAUGGAUUGCUUCAUAGUCUACUUCCUGGGCCUGUCACUGUUGUUCUAAAACGAGGUGAAGACAGUAUAUUAGAGAGAUCACUUAAUCCUGGCUUGGAUAGCAUUGGAGUUCGUGUGCCGGAUCUGGAUUUCAUACGAUCCAUUGCUCGUGGUGCUGGAAGUGCACUUGCACUUACUAGUGCCAACUUAAGCGGACGACCUAGUAGUGUCAGCAUCAGAGAUUUCGAGGAUUUAUGGCCGCAUUGUUCAUAUGUCUUUGAUGGUGGAAUACUUCCUUCUGGGCGUGCUGGUUCAACAAUUGUUGACCUAAUAACACCAGGAGUCUACAAGAUAUUGAGAGAUGGAAGUUCAAGGGAGGAAACAACACGGGUGCUUGGCAAGUUCGGCUUCGUUGAAGCUUCAUGACAACCCUAGUGCCUUCUACAAAGCUGAAAGAAUCAGAGAGUUCUCCUUUUUUAUCCUUCAUAACUCCUGUUUGAUUAGUUGAUGUAUGUACAUGUCGUCGUGUGUGAUUUUUUUACAUCAGCUUUUUCCUGUGAUCGAUGUUGAUUAGAAUAGCAGAGCUAAACCUUAUUUAAGGAGUGCAGAGUGUGAUGUGUUUUUAAUUUUGUUGGAAGUGGAGCAACUCAUCUGGGAACUCUGGAUGUGCUGUGCCCACGACACAAGUCGUGCAAGAAAAAUAUGAACUUCUUUUUUGUCACUGCUUCA
Panicum virgatum (switchgrass) is the source of this 1694-nucleotide messenger RNA. RefSeq names its product yrdC domain-containing protein, mitochondrial. The transcript is spliced from 5 exons. Gene Ontology annotation, biological process: regulation of translational fidelity. Gene Ontology annotation, cellular component: cytoplasm. NCBI's taxonomy places the organism in Eukaryota, Viridiplantae, Streptophyta, Magnoliopsida, Poales, Poaceae. The record is from RefSeq and is a predicted model, not a curated record. Gene Ontology annotation, molecular function: double-stranded RNA binding; tRNA binding; nucleotidyltransferase activity. Bases 570 to 1391 code for a protein of 273 amino acids.